GGCGCUUUUUGGAGGCGUUGGUUUCUGAAUCCGUCCAGUAUCUCCGCCCCUCCGGGCAGAGCCACCUUCUCCAUCCACCAUCUAAACCAGGAUUUGAGGUGUGACAGACAGACUUCAGGAGCUCAGCAUCGCGUCGGUCCGGCCCAUCAUCCACCUCUUCAUUUACCAUUCCUCUCUUUCUUUUUCUUUGGGAUUAUGGAGAUGUCGUUGCGCCACGCCAGAUUGAACCACAGACGCUCACCAAGAGAUUAAAUCUCCCGAUCAAGGACGAAAUAUUUAUAUGUGCAUACAUUUAUUUAUUUCUGCUGCAGCACAUUUUUUUUUUUAGAUUUUGCACGUAAAAAAAGGGAUUUUGAGCUUGAUGCUUGUGGAGAUUUGGGAGCGCGCAUUGGAGGUUGGAGUUGGCAUAUCUCCGCAAUCCCCAUCUUUUUUUUUCUUACCAUGAUUAAACCGCUGUAGCUGUGACCAAACGCAGCGCCCGGAACAAACAAUUAAGAUGACAAAACCCGCUCCUGGAGGAGAGUCUCUUCGAGUCAGCUGCAUUGGGACCGAGGAUUUCCACAGAGUUGGAGGGCAGAGAGCUGAGGAAGAGGAGAGGCAAGAGAGGAGAGCUUCGGUCAGUGAUGGACUGAGCUGAAAAGGCGCUUGUUUUUAUUUUUUUUCCUUUCUUUUUUUUUUUUUUUUGGACACAUUAUUGCCGCACAGCUGCAUGGACACAUCUUCAAAGACGUGGCUGCCACAUCAGGGUCAGUUUGGCUUGGUUGGUCAAGCGGAGGUUUGCUGUGGUGGACCUGGAGUUUUAACGCCAAACCAAUCACGCAGGGCAAGUUUUGCCUCUGUAAGACAGUCGAGUAUGGAGACACCCCCCAACACGACUCCGCAGCCGUUCCGGCAGCCGAGUUUCCUCAAUCGAAGGUUGAAGGGUUCCAUCAAGAGGGCAAAGAGUCAGCCCAAACUGGACCGGACCAGCAGCUUCAAACAGAUGAUUUUGCCCAGGUUUCGGAGCGCCGAUGUGGAGAAGACACGCUUGAUGCAGAGCUUCAAAGAAUCCCACUCCCACGAGUCCCUUCUUUCCCCCAGCAGCGCUGCAGAAGCUUUAGACCUAGUUUUGGAUGAAGAUGCCAUUAUCAAGCCUGUCCACUCCAGCAUUUUAGGACAAGAGUACUGCUUUGAGGUAACAACAAAUUCAGGGACCAAAUGUUUUGCCUGCCGUUCGGCUUCAGAAAGAGACAAAUGGAUUGAAAAUUUGCAGCGAGCUGUCAAACCUAACAAGGACAACAGCAGACGGGUGGAAAAUGUGCUCAAGUUGUGGAUCAUUGAGGCCCGAGAUCUUCCAGCUAAGAAGCGCUACUAUUGUGAGCUGUGCCUGGAUGACAUGCUGUAUGCACGCACCACCAGCAAACCUCGCACCGACACCGUCUUCUGGGGAGAACAUUUUGAAUUCAACAAUUUGCCUACCAUUCGUAGCCUUCGAUUGCACCUCUACAAGGAAACGGACAAAAAGAGACGCAAGGAAAAAAGCACAUACAUUGGCCUUGUCAGCAUCCCGAUAUCCAGCAUCACGGGCCGGCAGUUUGUGGAGCAGUGGUACCCGGUGAUACAGUCCAGUGUUCUGGCCAAAAGCGGUGGCGUUGGAAGCACCAAAGUGAUCAACGCAUCGCUACGCAUCAAGUCUCGCUACCAGACGAUGAAUAUCCUCCCGAUGGAGCUGUACAAGGAGUUUGCUGAGUACAUCACCAACAACUACCGAACACUGUGCGCUGUCCUGGAGCCGCUGCUGAGCGUGAAGAGCAAAGAGGAGGUGGCGUUCGCUCUGGUGCACAUCCUUCAAAGUACAGGGAAGACAAAGGAAUUUUUGUCAGACAUGGCGAUGUGUGAGGUGGACCGAUUCAUGGACCGUGAGCACUUGAUCUUUCGGGAGAACACACUCGCUACGAAGGCUGUGGAAGAGUACCUCAAACUAAUAGGUUACAGAUAUCUCAAGGAAGCUAUAGGUGACUUCAUUCGAGCCUUAUAUGAGUCUGAGGAGAACUGUGAGGUGGACCCCAUGCGUGUCCCACCAUCAGUCCUCGCCGACCACCAAGCCAACCUGCGUAUGUGCUGCGAACUCUUACUCUGCAAGAUUAUCAACUCCCUCUGCAUAUUUCCCCGGGAGCUGAAGGAAGUGUUUGCCUCUUGGCGAGCCAGAUGUGCCGAGCGGGGACGUGAGGAUCUGGCCGACAGCCUCAUCAGCUCCUCCCUGUUCCUCCGCUUCAUGUGCCCAGCCAUCAUGUCCCCGUCCCUGUUCAACCUGAUGCAGGAGUACCCCGCCGAGCGCACGUCGCGCACGCUCACGCUCAUCGCCAAGGUGAUGCAGAACCUGGCCAGCUUCAGCAAAUUUGGACCCAAGGAAGAAUACAUGUAUUUCAUGAACGAGUUCCUGGAGAUGGAGUGGGGCUCCAUGCAGCAGUUCCUGUAUGAGAUUUCCAACAUGGACACGGGAGGAAACGCUGGAGGAUUUGAGGGCUACAUCGACCUGGGCAGAGAAUUGUCCAUGCUUCACAGUUUGCUGUGGGAAGUCAUGGGUCAGCUAAGUAAGGAUGCCAUUCUCAAACUCGGACCCCUGCCUCGGCUCCUGAAUGACAUYAGUGUCGCCCUGAGGAACCCGCAGCUCCACAUGCCAACAAACCACCAGCCGGACAGACCAAAGGACCGACUCUUCUCUCGCCCAUCUUUCAAUCGCCUCAUGUCCUCUGACUUCCAAAGCCUUAUGAUGCGUGAUUUAAACAGCUCCAUAGACAUCUCCCGCCUUCCGUCUCCCACGACCGGRGUCUCGGCUGUAGAAUCCCUCUCCUCCAACCUGAACAUGAGGCGCCAGGCUGARCGGGACCUCCGCACGACGAGGGAGGUGUUCUACGUCACCCGCCCACCGCUGGCUCGAUCCAGCCCUGCGUACUGCACGAGCAGCUCUGACAUCACAGAGCCUGAUCCAAAGGUCCACAGUGUAAACAAAAGUGUGUCCAUGAUGGACCUUCAGGACUCUCGUAUGAACAGCAUCUCCAACCUGAACUCGGUGGGAGACAUGCUCGCCUCCUCUCAAGCWUCCAUCGCCGGUCUCGGUCACAGCUUUGGGAACCUGGGCGGUCCGCUGCGUAUGGGAGGCCACUUGCCGCCAGGUUCCUCGGGCUCCGGUCUGAGACUGAGCCAGAUGGGCCACGUAGGGGGUCCCACAGAAUCCCUGUCCCAGCAGCAGCAGCAGGCGGCGGCAGCGAUGAACUUCCCCUUGUCUUUCCAAAACCCGCUUUUCCAUCUGGCCGCUCAGAACUCGCCGGCUCAGUCCCAGCCUGCUCCUCCGCCGCCCCUUCUCCUCACCCCCGAGCACGAGAACGGCCACCCCGACUACGCGCCGGCCUUUGGCAACAGCGUGUUCUCCCGCAGCGAGGACCUGUCGGCCCUGCAGUCACAGAGCAGCCUGGUGCAGCCCAGCAUCGUCCACUCACACAGCUACAGCGAUGACUUCACCCGGCAGAAUCAGAGUAACGACUUCGCCUGGCACCAGCUGUCACUGCAGGUGCAGGAGUCUCUCCAGCAGCAGCAGCUUAUGGGAGUCACAUCUCAGACCGGUACUGGCACAGGGACGCCAGCAUCCUUGGCCACGCCUCCAACUACCGUCCACCCCGUCCGCCAGACGUCCAUCGCCGCGCAGCAUCUCAAGUCGCAGCGGUCCAUCAACAACCCAGCCACGGCCACGCCCCCGAAAGUUCGUCCUCAGAGCAGAAACCUCCUCCUCAACUCCUCUGACCCCAGCUUCAGUGGCAGUCAGCCCAAGUCGCGCCAGAAUAAACAAACAACCCCGCAACAACCGCCGCAGCAGCAGCAGCCGCAGACGCAACAGGACGCGCAGACGGACAUUUCGGCUCCYGGGCUUCCCUUCCAGACCAGCUCGGCCAAGGAGAACCAGGUUCCAGCAGCAGCGGUGGACGAGUCUACAGACACGCCCACAAAGAGCAGCAAGAAAUCUCAACAGGCCCAACUGCAGCCGCCGCAGCAGCAUCUGCUCAAACCGGUUGCCAACAAACAGGGGAACAUGAAUGAGCGGACGGUGGCCUGGGUGUCCAACAUGCCGCACCUUUCUGCCGACAUCGAGAGCCUGCGGCCGGACCGCGAGGGCCAGCUCAAAGAGUACUCCAAGAGCAUGGAUGAGUCGCGACUAGACAGGGUACGAGAAUACGAAGAGGAAAUCCACUCUUUGAAAGAGCGACUGAAGAUGUCCCACCGCAAACUGGAGGAAUACGAGCAGCGGCUCCUGUCCCAGGAGCAGCAGACGAGUAAGAUCCUGCAGCAGUACCAGAACCGGCUGGAAGACAGUGAGCGCCGCCUGAAGCAGCAGCAGCUGGAGAAAGAUUCUCAAAUCAAAGGCAUCAUCAGCAGACUCAUGGCUGUGGAAGAUGAGCUGAGAGGGGGUGCCAUUCCUGAUAUUAAGCCUCGAAUCCUCACAGACCAGUCUAUCAGCCAGGGCUAUGGUGUCCUCCCAGGAUCCUGACUGCCGCUACCCAGGUGACCAGAGCUCAUGAUGGUCACUCGAGUGUAAGAAGGCUGGUUCAAACGCUGCCAGAGAACCAAGACAGAGCUCGAAGGACUAACCGAGGUGUCAUCUCACAACAUUAUCCAUUUAAAAAACAAACUAAAAGAAAUGUUGCACAUAAUAAAACUUGGCCUGUACUGGAACUUGACAAUCAUCUUAAUGUGAGAUCAACGUGUGCUGGGAUUCUUCUGCACACGUUGAGUGAAAUAAAAGCCAGUGACUUAAUAAUGAUGAUGAUACUGAUGAUACCGUUCCUAUGGAGUUUCUCUAACUGCAGUGGGAAAACAGUGAGAGGAGGUGUGUAAACCAGCGAGAUGAAGAUGGACUCUGGAUUUUUCCUCUUCGACAAGAACUUUCUCUCUUCAAUGGCUGCAGAAACAAUUUUCAAAAAGGAGGCUUUUACCAAGCACAAUAUCCAUUCAUGGUGAUGCCUUUGACAAGCAACAGUUCUGUUGUUCACUUAUUUGCCAUUCGCGGUUCUCAUAUCCAAGAUUUGUUUUGGUUCUGACGAAUUCUAUUUUACAAAGUUGGAUAUUGUCAUAAUUUAUUUAUUUAUUUUUUUGCUUCCUUCGAGAUACAACCAUCUCAACUAAAAAGACGCCAAACGAGAUCUACAAUCAACUGCUUUAUGUACAAUCURAUCCACUUUUUUUUCUUUUUACAUAUAUUUUGGCACACAAUGUAAAGUCUUGACUUCCAGUGUGCAUAACAAAUAAUUUAUUAAUUUGGCUAAACAGGAAAACUUAACUAUAACGUGUUUCUACAUGUUGUAAUAAUGAUAUUGAUGAUGAUCGCUACGCUCAAAGCAUUUUUAACAUUUCAAACCAACGAUACAAAGUGAUACAAUAUUUACAGGCUUAAGGAAAACAGUUGGAUUGCAGGCACUUCAUUUAUGCAGCUUGGUGGUGCUACUCAUUCUGCACAAAAUGCUGUUUGAUUGGCACCUUCUGAAGGAAAACUAUCUUUAAAAUUGAACGUGAAUGAGGAUAUCAGAAAUAGCUUUAAGGUAAUGUUCAUUCACACUGAGUUUAUUUCAACUAGARAAGGGAUCCAUCCAUCCAUCCAUCCAUCCAUCCAUCCAUCCAUCCAUCCAUCCAUCCAUCCAUCCAUCCAUCCAU
Messenger RNA from Austrofundulus limnaeus, 5682 nucleotides. RefSeq names its product synaptic Ras GTPase activating protein 1a (gene syngap1a). The record is from RefSeq and is a predicted model, not a curated record. NCBI's taxonomy places the organism in Eukaryota, Metazoa, Chordata, Actinopteri, Cyprinodontiformes, Rivulidae. Gene Ontology annotation, biological process: regulation of GTPase activity.